Messenger RNA from Neltuma alba, 1540 nucleotides. Its product is annotated as ATPase ARSA2. The coding region runs from base 89 to 1156 and encodes 355 amino acids. Gene Ontology annotation, molecular function: ATP hydrolysis activity; ATP binding. Gene Ontology annotation, cellular component: GET complex. Gene Ontology annotation, biological process: tail-anchored membrane protein insertion into ER membrane. The record is from RefSeq and is a predicted model, not a curated record. The transcript is spliced from 7 exons. Lineage: Eukaryota; Viridiplantae; Streptophyta; Magnoliopsida; Fabales; Fabaceae.
GUCUUCUGGUUCUCUCCGUCAUUCUGGACUCGCGAGUCACCGGGUCGAUUGACAAUCAGAGCAGAGGAGAGAGAAAGGGACUGUGGCCAUGGCGGAUCAACAGGACUUGCCUGAGGGAACGAUGCAGAACUUAUUGGAUCAAGAGACUCUGAAGUGGGUCUUUGUUGGAGGGAAAGGCGGUGUGGGCAAGACCACCUGUAGCUCCAUUCUUUCGAUCCUUCUCUCCAGGGUUCGAAGCUCUGUUCUGAUCAUCUCCACCGACCCCGCUCACAACCUCAGUGAUGCUUUUCAGCAACGCUUCACGAAGAUCCCCACUUUGGUUAAUGGCUUUACAAAUCUUUAUGCUAUGGAGGUGGAUCCUACCGUUGAACAUGAGGAUGUCGGUGGUUCUGAUGGAAUGGAUAGCAUGUUCUCAGAACUAGCUGGUGCUAUACCUGGAAUUGAUGAGGCAAUGAGCUUUGCUGAGAUGCUGAAAUUGGUGCAGACGAUGGAUUAUUCUGUUAUAGUAUUCGAUACUGCUCCAACUGGUCAUACACUCAGACUGCUGCAAUUUCCAUCAAUUCUAGAGAAGGGUCUUGCAAAAGUGAUGUCUUUGAAAAACAAAUUUGGUGGUUUGUUUAAUCAGAUGUCAAGCAUGUUUGGCAUGGGUGAUGAUUUUGCCGAGGAUGCAUUACUUGGGAAGCUUGAAGGCAUGAAAGAUGUAAUUGAACGAGUUAACAUGCAAUUCAAGGAUCCUGACAUGACGACUUUUGUCUGUGUCUGCAUUCCGGAGUUCCUCUCUCUAUAUGAAACAGAGAGACUGGUUCAGGAGCUAACAAAAUUCGAGAUUGACACACAUAAUAUCAUCAUCAAUCAAGUGCUUUAUGAUGACGAAGAUGUUGAAUCCAAGUUACUUAAAGCAAGAAUGAAAAUGCAACAGAAGUACCUAGACCAGUUUUACAUGUUGUAUGAUGACUUUAACAUUACCAAGCUGCCAUUGCUGCCGGACGAGGUUACUGGGGUUGAAGCUUUGAAAGCAUUUUCAUCCCAUUUUUUGACCCCAUACCAACCUGCAUCAAGUGGAGAUCCAGUAGAACGGUUAGAGCGCAGAAUAUCAACAUUAAGGAAGCAGUUAAAUGAGGCUGAAGCAGAACUGGAGAGACUCAAGACAAGCUGAUUGUCCUUUUAUCGAUAUUGCCAUUUUUGGUCCAAAUUUUUUUCCCCCCAAUUUAUUAUCAGAUAACGCAUCUAUCCUGCUUCGGGCUGCCAAGAUAAGGUUAAUCUUCUAUUUUGCUUCCCGCCCAAAAAAAAAAAAGGUAAAUCCAAAAGGAAAUUAUUGAGGUUAGCCUAAUUUGUCUCUUGGAGUAUUCUUACCUUGUAAUUUCCAGAUUUUUUUUUUCCAAGGUGGUAGAAUACAUCUUAAUAUGCUAAACGAGGAUUUAUUCUUAGAUAGUCGAAGUCAAUUUAUAAAUAAGAACAAUGUAGCAUGUUCAGUAUAUUCACGAUUCUUCUGUUCUUUUGAUCUUCCAUAAGUUGAAUCUACAUGAGAGUUUCUGGUUUA